Molecule: messenger RNA, 948 nt
Organism: Penicillium salamii
Lineage: Eukaryota; Fungi; Ascomycota; Eurotiomycetes; Eurotiales; Aspergillaceae
Source: the annotation of a GenBank genome assembly
AUGUCCGCAACACUAGCGGAUCCGUAUCGAGGCUUCAUGGUCAACUUCACCCAUCAUGUCAGUGGUAAAGACACAAGCCAUGAUGAUAUAAUCUCUUACGGUGCACUCCAGUUGCUUCAGGAUCGACCCGAUAUCCGCUUCCAUUCCGAUACAACCCUAGCACCUUUUGGAUCUCCAUCGAGCUUUCUUACGGAUCGCAUGAUACCACGCCAGCCCACCCCGCAUCACCAUGCGCAUGGCUAUGAACUGUCCCCGCCUCAGGGCAACAGAAAGCGACAGCAUGCCGACGACGACGCAGAAAGUAACCGUGGAAUCAAUUGCGAUUAUCCACCUCGACCGCGGCUACACAGCUUGCCCAUCACAUCAGCGCCAGGUAGCGAGUCGACAGAAUUGACAUAUCCAGUCAUUUCCGACCAUCUGUCGCAUCAACCUUCAAACCAUGACUAUCUACCCCCAGUCUCUCUCCCUAUCCCACAGCAACAUCAUCAUCACCGGCUACCCACUCAAGCACUGGGUCUUGCAAACUCUCAUUCUGCGGGAGGAUCUAUGUCCGGCAACGGAGAAGAUGAAGACAUGAGCUUCUUGAAGCACGAUGGACUACCGACGGUCCUUCCCGUGCCCAAGGGACCAAAGACCAAAUUUGGCCCCGCAGAAGAUGCAACUUUGAUUCAGUUGAAGGAGCAUUGGAAUUUCACCUGGAAGCAGAUCCAACACUGGUUUCCUGGACGAACUAAUGGCACCUUGCAGGUCCGUUAUUGUACCAAGUUGAAGGCCAAAAAUGUCGUUUGGACCGAAGAGAUGGACACGCGACUGAACAAGGCAAUAGAAGAUUAUGACAAUGAUAAAUGGCGGGUCAUAUCUCAGAAGGUUGGCAAUGGAUUCACGCCCGUGGCGUGUCAAGAAAGAGCCCCCAUGGCGAGUCAACAACGAACAAAGAAUUCUGGAUGA